Molecule: messenger RNA, 1250 nt
Organism: Microcebus murinus (gray mouse lemur)
Lineage: Eukaryota; Metazoa; Chordata; Mammalia; Primates; Cheirogaleidae
Source: RefSeq, a predicted model, not a curated record
AUGUUCAGAGGCCGCGACCCUCCCCUGCUAGCGGGCCCCAGCGCCCAGCAGCUCCUGGCACGGCUGGCCGCGCGCCCCCUGGCGGCCCGAGCUGCGGCCGACGUGGCGGCGCUGGUGCGCAGGGCCGGCGCCACAUUGUACCUGCGCCCUAAGGAGGCUGUUAGCAUACUGGACUCUACAGACUUAGAGGUCACAGACAGUCGCCUGCCUCAUCCCAUUGCUGUGGGUCACCAGCCCCAGCAUCAUAGGUCAGAGACCCUGGGUACAUGUAGUGAAUCGCCCGGAGUGACCCAGAGUAAGGCACGUCAUGCUUCGAAGCCGUCCCAGACCUCUGGUCAGUUGUAUGUGGAGCUGGUCCGUGGUUCCACAGGCUUUGGCCUCACCUUAAGCGGCGGCGGCGAUGUAAGUGGGGACGCUCCGCUGGCCGUUCCUGGGUUGCUGAAGGACGGCCCUGCACAGCGUUGUGGUCGCUUGCAGGUCGGCGACCUAGUGCUCCCCAUCAACGGAGAGUCAACGCAGAACCUCACCCAUGCCCAGGCUGUGGAGCGGCUCCGCGCUGGAGGUCCCCGGCUUUGCCUGGUGCUCCACCCCCCUCUCAAGACCCAUCCCGGCAAGCCUGAGAGGGUGUGAAGGUCCCAGAAAGGAGGUGGUUUCCCAGGGGAGAGGGGUCAGGGAUCAGUGAGGAGAAGGAGAGAUUUGCAGAGAGGCUGGGCUUCUGAAUGGGAAGGGUUUGAUGGUCUCCGUCGGGAGGGUCCAGUGUUCCGUGUCUGCCUGGGGUCAGAGUAUUCUCAAAAGUGAGGACAGGGAGGGGCACAGGGUCCCAGGAUAGGGAAUAAAGCAGGGACAGGGAAGGGGACUGGUCCCAAAGAUAGGAAUUUCAGAAGGGAGGCUUUGGAGGUACUGGGAGGGGAGAGAAGGGAAGGGGUCUGGGGUAAAAUCUAGAGUUCAGAUGGAAGAGUCUUAGUUCUAGGAGAGGAAGGCAGAGUGGGUCCUAGCUAAGAGGAAAUGGAAUGGGGAUCCAGAAGGUAGGGUGUCUAGUUCUGAAAGACAAAGUUGUUAAGUGAGAGGGUUUGUGCAUCAAGGGAGGUGAGAUGAGAGAGGGGAGAGUCAGGGGUCCUAGAUGGGUUUGUCCUCCUUAGGUUAAGACUGGUGUUUGAUUUUCUGUGGAAUUGUGAGAAAUGAUUUCUUUUCUUUUCCUUUUUUUCUUUUGGAGACAGAGUCUGGCUCUGUUGCCCAGGCUAGAGUGCCGU